AUCUUCAGAAGUAGCAGUGUGAAAUCAAAGGAUUUUAUGAUCCACCAAGAAGAUUGCUGGGCCAGCGACCGGGACCAUAUGAUAGACCAAUAGGAGGAAGAGGGGGUUAUUAUGGAGCUGGGCGUGGAAGUAUGUAUGACAGAAUGCGACGAGGAGGUGAUGGAUAUGAUGGUGGUUAUGGAGGUUUUGAUGACUAUGGUGGCUAUAAUAAUUAUGGCUAUGGAAAUGAUGGCUUCGAUGACAGAAUGAGAGAUGGAAGAGGUAUGGGAGGACAUGGCUAUGGUGCAGCUGGUGAUGCAAGCUCAGGUUUUCAUGGUGGUCAUUUUGUACAUAUGAGGGGAUUACCUUUCCGUGCAACUGAAAAUGACAUUGCUAAUUUCUUCUCACCACUAAAUCCAAUCCGAGUGCAUAUUGAUAUUGGAGCUGAUGGCAGAGCAACAGGAGAAGCAGAUGUAGAGUUUGUGACACAUGAAGAUGCAGUAGCUGCCAUGUCUAAAGAUAAGAAUAACAUGCAACAUCGAUACAUUGAACUCUUCUUGAAUUCAACUCCUGGAGGCGGCUCUGGAAUGGGAGGUUCUGGAAUGGGAGCCUAUGGCAGAGAUGGAAUGGAUAAUCAGGGAGGCUAUGGAUCUGUGGGAAGAAUGGGAAUGGGGAACAAUUACAGUGGAGGAUAUGGUACUCCGGAUGGCCUGGGUGGUUAUGGCCGUGGUGGUGGAGGCAGUGGCGGUUACUAUGGGCAAGGUGGCAUGAGUGGAGGUGGAUGGCGUGGGAUGUACUGAAGCAUAACCACCGAUAUAAAAGUCCUGACAACAGCAUCUGGUCUACUAGACUUUCUUACAGAUUUAAUUUCUUUUGUAUUUUAAGAACUUUAUAAUGACUGAAGGAAUAUGUUUUCAAACUAUUAUUUGGUAAAGCAACAGAUUGUGAUGGGAAAAUCUGUUUUCUGUAGGUUUUAUUUGUUGCAUACUUUGACUUAAAAAAAUAAA
Orcinus orca (killer whale) is the source of this 986-nucleotide messenger RNA. RefSeq names its product heterogeneous nuclear ribonucleoprotein H3-like. The record is from RefSeq and is a predicted model, not a curated record. Gene Ontology annotation, cellular component: nucleoplasm; ribonucleoprotein complex. The transcript has a single exon. Gene Ontology annotation, biological process: regulation of RNA splicing. Lineage: Eukaryota; Metazoa; Chordata; Mammalia; Artiodactyla; Delphinidae. The coding region runs from base 132 to 779 and encodes 215 amino acids. Gene Ontology annotation, molecular function: RNA binding.